Messenger RNA from Brassica napus (rape), 1912 nucleotides. RefSeq names its product transmembrane protein 64. The record is from RefSeq and is a predicted model, not a curated record. NCBI's taxonomy places the organism in Eukaryota, Viridiplantae, Streptophyta, Magnoliopsida, Brassicales, Brassicaceae. The transcript has 6 exons. The coding region runs from base 810 to 1688 and encodes 292 amino acids.
GACCCAGACCCGACAAGACCCGACCCGGAACCGACCCGACCCGGAACCGACCCGAAAAGUUAUAGAUACCUAUAUGGAUCUAAAUUGCUAAGACUCGAAGGACCCGGACCCGACAAUACCCGACCCGAACCCGACCCGAAGACCCGGAUGCCCAAGCCUAAUCUGGAUAUUAUUGUUUUCUGUGGUGUCAAGUGACUCCACAGUCCUCCAUGUGGGUCCGCCCCUGGCCAGUACUCAAUGGAAACAUUCAGAUGGACCAGCAAGGGACUCAUUAACAUCAACGAGCCACCAAGAGAGGCUACUCCAGUGGAGUGUUUCUGCAUCAAUCCCGAACAAAGAACCAAGGAGUAGCGCCCGUUCCAAGUCCAUUCAGACAAGUCAUAAUAAAUCCUUCCAAAAAGAUACAGUAAGUUAAAAACGCAGACAUGUAGUUAUCGUGAAGACAGACGACAAGGCGAAUAUAAAGGCAAGUGGUGAGCAAAACAGCCAAGUAGUAACAAAUCAUCAUAGGUCGUGUCCGACUGCGACACCGGUUUAAUAAUUUUGAAAGUAAACCAACAUUAAUUAUUGGGAUAUAAUUGUUUAAAGGGGCCUGGAAUAAAAAAAGGUAAGCGAAUAAUUCAGAUUCUUUUUAAUCGAAUCUAAUAAACCCAAUUCGAUCCAACGGUCUCAUCCUCUCUCAUCGUUACUCUUUGAUUUUCUCGGGAAACCGAAGGAAAACAGAGGUGCAUAACGUACCUGACGGAGACCUUUUAAGAUAUUUUAAGCGUUUUGUGCGUGGUUUUGGCGGUUUCAUCUUCGCUCGAUCUAUGACGUACAGCGAUGGCGCCGAUGAGACGGUGCCUGAGCUGAAACUGAUCAUCGAGGAUCCCGAGAAUGGAGAUUAUGUGAAAUUAAGAGGAGGAUCUGAUGAAGAAGAGGAAGAUUCUCCGGCGGGAUGUUGGAUAGGGUCGGUGACGUCAGUGUGGUUCUGGGUUAAAUUGAUCUCCCUCGUCGCUUUUUUGGGUUUAUUGGCAUUUGUAAUUAUCAAAUGGAUUGCUCCAUUUUUAAUCGAAAAGGAACUGAUUCCAUUUAUAAAGUGGGUGAGAAGCACAUUCAGCAUCCCGGUGCUCGGUCUUCUCCUCUUUGCCUCAGUUGCUUUGUUCCCAAGCAUUCUUCUUCCUUCCUCUCCUUCCAUGUGGAUGGCUGGUCUCACCUUUGGUUAUGGAAACGGCUUUCUGUUGAUUCUGUCAGCUGCAUCAAUCGGUGUUACCCUUCCUUUCUUAAUCGGACAUCUCUUCCUCCACAAGAUGCAAGAAUGGUUGAUGCAGUACCCGAAAAAAGCAGCCAUACUUCGAGCCGCAGGUGAAGGAACAUGGUUCCAUCAGUUUCAAGCAGUCACGUUAAUCCGUGUCUCUCCGUUUCCUUACAUGGUUUACAACUACUGCGCAUUGGCCACUGGAGUUCACUACGGUCCUUACAUCUUAGGCUCUCUUGUUGGAAUGGUUCCUGAGAUCUUUGUCUCAAUCUACACGGGAAUAAUGCUAAGAACACUAGCUGUUGCAUCAGACAAGAGACACGGUCUUUCCGCCGUGGGGAUAGUAGUGAAUGUUCUUGGCUUUUGUGUAACUGCAAGCGCGACUAUAGUCUGCACAAUCUAUGCCAAGAAGAAGCUUAGUGCGAUGCAAUCAGAGGAAGUAGAGACAUGAUAAAAAUCCAAUACGUUAUUAACUCCUUUCACCAGCCACAAACGCUUAACCAUACUUACCACAACAUAUCACCAUCUAACACAAGCUUGGAACUGAUCAUAUAAUAUAAAGAGAAUGUUUUUGUUGUGUUUAUUUUCAUUUGAAAAUGAAUCUCCUCUUUUUUUUUUUUUCUUGUACUGUGAAUAUAUUUAUAUAUAUAUAUAUAUCAACUAAAUUUUGAAUUU